AUGGCCAACGACCGUAUACGAAAUGCGACCGCGACCGCGACCGCGACCGCGCCCGCGCCCAGCAACUCAGACCUGGCGCCAUGGAGCGAGCCAGCGUGGCACCACGCACUAAACUCUCCUUACUACAAUGAUUCCCACCGCCGGCUGCGCAACUACAUGCGGGCGUAUUACGACGAAACAAUCCUGCCGUUUUCCCUCGAGUGGGAGGCAGCUGGCGGCGCACCCCGUGACGCAUGUCGCGACUAUGCUGCGACGGGGCUCGCCUUUGCCGAUGUGCCCGCCGAGUAUCGACCACCUCACAUUCCCGGCCCGGCGGGGAUCCCGGUUCAACACCUCGACACUUUCCAUCUGCUGCUGAUGACUGACGAAUCUUCACGGGUCGAGGGCGGCGUGGGCGUAUCUCUGGCCGGCGCCUCUGUCAUUGGUGUGCCGCCGGUGAUCAGAUGGGGCACUGAGGAGCAGAAGAAGAAAUGGUUGCCGGGCCUGUUUGACUGGUCCACGUCGUUUUGUCUGGCCAUCACAGAGCCAUCGGGCGGCUCUGAUGUCAGCAACAUUCAGACGACUGCGACGAAAUCGCCCGAUGGGACUUUCUACGUCGUAAACGGGUACAAGAAGUGGAUUACAGGUAUGCCAUGGGCAACCCACAUGACGACAGCUGUGAGGACAGGUGGCCCUGGAAUGGGUGGCAUCUCCGUGUUGGUGAUUCCUACCGAUUCGCCAGGCCUCUCUCAUCGGAGGAUCGAGAACAGCGGGCAGAGGGCUGGCGGUGCAUCGUGGGUUGAGCUGGACGACGUCAAGGUGCCGGUCGAAAACCUCGUUGGUCGUGAGAACGACGGCUUCAAGAUCAUCAUGACCAACUUCAACAAAGAGCGGUACAUCAUGGCCGUGGGGUGCAACCGGAAAGCCAGGACAUGCCUGUCGCACUCACUGGCCUAUGCACACAAACGCUCGACGUUUGGCAAACCGCUCGUCAGCCAUCAGAUCAUCCGCCACAAGAUCUCGAACAUCGCCCAGGGAGUCGAGAGUCACUGGGCGUGGCUGGAGCAGCUGGCAUACCACGUCCAGCACUCCGAGAAGAAGUUUGACGACCCAGAGAUUGCUGGCAGAAUAGCCUUGGCCAAAGUGCAGGGUGGGAGACUCUUGGAAAUGGCGAACAGGGAAGCUCAGCAAAUCUUCGGCGGAGCUGGUUACCAGAAAGGCGGGGUCGGUGCAACAGUCGAGCAGAUCAGCAGGGACCUCCGGAUGAUGGUUGUCGGAGGCGGAAGCGAGGAGAUUCUCUCGGAUUUGGCCUUCAGGCAAGAGACUGCCUUAUCUAGGAAAAAGGGAUGGAAGCUGUGA
Diplodia corticola is the source of this 1338-nucleotide messenger RNA. Its product is annotated as acyl-dehydrogenase. The transcript has 2 exons. Lineage: Eukaryota; Fungi; Ascomycota; Dothideomycetes; Botryosphaeriales; Botryosphaeriaceae. The record is from RefSeq and is a predicted model, not a curated record. Gene Ontology annotation, molecular function: oxidoreductase activity, acting on the CH-CH group of donors; flavin adenine dinucleotide binding. Bases 1 to 1338 code for a protein of 445 amino acids.